Messenger RNA from Linum tenue, 2563 nucleotides. NCBI's taxonomy places the organism in Eukaryota, Viridiplantae, Streptophyta, Magnoliopsida, Malpighiales, Linaceae. The record is from the annotation of a GenBank genome assembly.
GAGGAUGGGGAGCUGCUCACAAAUCAUUUCUCUGAAGAGGAGGUUUGGAAUGUGGUCAAGAGAUGCAGGGGCGACAAAGCCCCCGGACCGGACGGGUUCUCCCUGGCCUUUUUUAAAAAACAUUGGAACCUGAUUAAGGUUGAUCUGCUGAAAGGUUUCGAGGACUUCUAUCACAGUGGGAAAAUUCCCAAAUCUUUAGCCCAUUCUUUUGUUUGUCUCAUCCCCAAGAAAGACGCCGUUGAAGACAUCAAGGACUUUCGUCCGAUUAGUCUCUUGGGGAGUGUAAACAAGCUGAUCUCGAAGACUAUUACAGAACGCCUUAGACCGACUUUGAUGAAGGCUAUCUCUGGGAAUCAGUUUGGCGGUAUAAAAGGUAGGCAGAUUCAUGAAGCUUCUUUGAUUGCAAAUGAGUUAAUCGACAGCAGGAAGAAAAGUGGAAAACCGGGUCUGGUGUUCAAAUUAGAUAUUGAAAAAGCUUUUGACAACGUCAACUGGAACUGUCUAUUCAAGAUCUUGAAUCGUUUGCGCCUUCCGGAUCGGCUGAUCUCUUGGAUCAAAGGGUUAGUUACUUCUCCGAUCCUCUCUGUUCUUGUUAACGGAGAAGCUGCUGGUUUUUUCAAUAUCAGGAAGGGCCUUCGCCAAGGGGAUCCCAUGUCUCCCUUUCUCUUUCUGCUUGUGAUGGAUAUCCUCUCUGUCAUGUUGGAAACUUUGAGAUCGGAGGGUUUGAUCUCUGGGUUCUUUAUGAAUGAAGCAUCUGAAGAGGGAGAGGUGACUCACCUUAUGUAUGCCGACGACACCAUCAUAUUUUGUGAUGCGAAUGAAGACCAGGUUCUGAACCUCCUAUCAACUCUUGUGUGCUUUCAAUCUGUGACCGGAUUACGAAUUAACGUGGAGAAGAGUGUGAUGUUCCCUGUUGGCAAUUUUGGUAAUCCGGAUGUUUUUGCGAGAAUUUUUGGGUGCGGUUGGAAUUUUCUGCCUACUAUUUACCUUGGUGCCCCCCUCGGAGCUAGCCCAAAUUCCUCAGCGAUUUGGAACAAGGUGCUGUCCAGAUUUCAGUCGAGACUUGAGGGUUGGAGGGGAAAAUUUCUGUCGCUAGGUGGCCGGAUUGUCCUUUGUAAAAGCAGCCUUACAAGUCAGCCUUUAUAUUUAUUCUCCCUAUUAAAAGCCCCGAAAACCACGAUUCAGAAGAUGGAGAGAUUGGAAUGCAGGUUCAUUUGGGCAGGUGUCCAAGAUAAAAGCAAAUAUCAUCUUGUGCGAUGGGAUGUGUGCAAAUCGACCAAGGAAAGAGGCGGUUUGGGUAUCCUUGAUCUCGGUUGUAUGAACUCUGCCUUGCUGUGUAAAUGGUUUUGGAAAUAUGCCUCGGAACCAUCUUCUUGGUGGCGUAAUCUUAUCGAUGUCAAGUAUCCUCGAACUUCUUCCGAGUGGAGGGCUGGGAAUGGCGUAGGUCCGAUUGGUUGCUCUAUUUGGAGAUGCAUUAUGAAGGAAGAAAAUAUGUUUUGGAAGUUUGCUUCUGUUAGCCCGGGUGGCGGGGCUUGGGUGUCUUUUUGGAAUGACUGCUGGAUCCCGGGGAAGAUGCUGAAAGAUUCCUAUCCUAGGGUUGCGGCUGCAUCCUCUAACCGGGAUGCUUGGGUGUCUGAUCUCAUAUCCUUUGAUAAUGAGCGUGUGGUGUGGGAUUUUCCUUUAAUGUACUCUCUAAGGGGUGGGGCUGAUCGUGAGAGGAAUGAUCUCUUGAAUUUGUUAUCUCUUUUACCCCAUGAUUUGAUUAAUGCAGGUCCGGCCAAGCUGAUUUGGAACCCCAGUCCAAAGGAUGGUUUUUCGGUGAACUCCAUGUAUCGUGCCCUGAUUCAUGAUAGAUUGGUGGGCCUCGACAAGUUUCCGUUCAAGGUGGUGUGGCAACCGCACGUUCCGUCUAAGAUGUGUCCUUUGCAAAGAGGCUGAAGAAAGCACCAACCAUCUCCUCUGUCAAUGCCGAUACAGCAGCAGCAUUUGGUGCCUCCUCCAGCAGUUGUUUGGGUUCUUGGGGCCUUUCCCCGACUGCUUUGCUUCUAUUAUACACUGCUGGUCUCCUCGCAGUCAGCUCCCCUGGAUGAGUUCCUUGGCGGCGUGUAUCCUGCACGCUUUUGCCUGGGAGCUUUGGAAGGAAAGGAACAACAGAAGCUUCCAUGAUAAAAGGUGUGGGUGGCAGGUGGUUUUUCAUAAGACUUGCAGGACUUUACUAAGCUGGGUGAGGGUGACGGGCACUCUAAGUGACUCGCAGAGCGCCGAGUGGUUGUCUCUGGCGCAUAUUUUGUGCCCUCUGCAGAUCCGAAGUGACUCUCGUAUGGACGCGACCUCUUCUUCUCCUCCCUUGACAGCAUCGUGAUUCCUCCCGGUCUAUAGUUGGUUCCUUUGUUUAUUUGUUUCCUUUGCUUUUUUGUUUCCUUCUGCUUACUGCGGUUGGGGCGUCCUGGCCCCUUCGCAGAUUUUCUUUUCUUGUUCCUUGGCGGAUCUUCUUGAUCCGUCGGUUGUAAACUUUCUUGUUUGUGGUUUUUUUAAUGCAUCAAUCUCCAUUAUAAAAAAAAAA